AUGACUCUCCCUUGGAAUCGUUUGGUGCGGUUUGAAUCAGUGGAUUCUCGCAUUCUCUAUGGAGAACCGAUACUUCCCCAUGAUGACUUUGACAUUGGGCUCCUGACUGAAGCAGACAAGUUGCAGGCCAAAGUUGUAGUUGGCAGCGAUAUAUUUGAUACUACUGGGGCUACCAGGGUAACUGAGGAGAUUGUAGCUAUCAAGAAGCUACUUUGCCCACUGGUCGCAAGCGAGAUUCCAUGUGUUCGAUGUGUGGGCCUGAACUACGCAAAACAUAUUCAGCAGGCUAAACGGACUCCUCCACCCUUUCCGUUUAUCUUCAUCAAGCCAAACACAUCCGUCACAGACCAUGGAGCCAACAUUGUAAUCCCCAAGAUUGCACAGAACGAUCAGGCAGACUAUGAAGGAGAACUGACCCUUGUCAUUGGCAAAGACGCGAAGGACGUCCCGGUCGAGAAGGCUCUGGACUUUGUAGCUGCUUACACGGUUGGAAACGACAUCUCAUCCCGCAAGUUGCAGAGAAGUCCAGAGUAUGCUGGACGCGUACCGCAAUGGGGCUUUUCCAAGGGAUUCGACACCUUUGCACCGCUAGGCCCCUGCCUUGUUGCCAGUCAUCUGAUCAAAGACCCGAAGGACCUGUGGCUCAAGACCAAAGUGAACGGCGAGCUGAGGCAGGACGAAUCCGUGAGCGAUCUGCUUUUUGACUGCUCGUACCUCAUUUCGUACUUGUCCCAAGGCACUACGCUUCAGAAGGGAAGUAUAAUCAUGACGGGAACUCCUGGAGGCGUAGGAGCAGACAUGGAUCCUCCUAGAUGGCUAGUGCCUGGCGACCAGGUCGAGGUGUCAAUAACGAAGAUUGGAACUCUGCGAAAUGGAGUAGAAUUCGCUUGA
Molecule: messenger RNA, 891 nt
Organism: Neoarthrinium moseri
Lineage: Eukaryota; Fungi; Ascomycota; Sordariomycetes; Amphisphaeriales; Apiosporaceae
Exons: 4
Coding region: 1-891 (296 amino acids)
Molecular function (GO): catalytic activity
Source: RefSeq, a predicted model, not a curated record